Molecule: messenger RNA, 1980 nt
Organism: Suillus subalutaceus
Lineage: Eukaryota; Fungi; Basidiomycota; Agaricomycetes; Boletales; Suillaceae
Product: general substrate transporter
Exons: 10
Coding region: 327-1886 (519 amino acids)
Biological process (GO): carbohydrate transport; transmembrane transport
Cellular component (GO): membrane
Molecular function (GO): carbohydrate:proton symporter activity
Source: RefSeq, a predicted model, not a curated record
GGGACCAGGCGCUGAGCGCUGACUGGUGGGCCGCACAGCCGGGGUCCGGUACCCGGUGGGCUCGUGACCAGCUGUCGCCCAUGGCAUCUGUGAGUACUGACGAGAAGAUGUGCUGGGUAAAAGAGUGAGAGCAACCACAACUGUCACACAACUCCGUAAGGCGUCUCAGACUAGGUACCCGGCGGAACUUAAGCGACCUACAAAAUCGAUCAGCCGCAGGAUCCGUGGACGCAACUUGAAGUCAUAUAUAAUAUGGUCGCAUAACGCAGGCGCAACUUUCAUCUCUCCUCGUAGCGUGCCAAAUCCUUACAAGUGCCAUCAUCGACAUGUUCAGUGGUAACACUUUCAAAAAUAUUCGCGUGUACUGGCUCGCAUUCGUGGCUUACUGGGGCAUCAUUCUGUUCGGAUAUGACACCGGUAUAGCUGGAGGUGUAGUCUCCCAGUCUUACUUCGAGACCAGCUUCGGUCUAGUCAACGCCAAUGGCUCAAUCAACAAAAGCAAGGAUACUGAGGUCUCUUCCAAUGUUGUUUCUGUGUUGCAGGCAGGAGCAUUCUUUGGAGCUCUUGGCAGUGCACCUAUCUCAGCUUGGUUGGGACGGAAACCGACAUUAAUUGGUUUCACCAUCAUUUUCAUUAUCGGUGCUAUACUUACUACGGUUGCCGGUGGAAGCCAGGGUAUUGCAUACAUCUACGGCGGUCGAGUUAUCUCUGGCUUUGGCAUUGGUGGUAUCUCUGCUGUCGCGCCCGCUUAUGUCUCCGAAUGCUCACCAAAGGAUGUCCGUGGUCGCAUCACCGGGUGUUUCCAGAUCAUGGUGGCCAUCGGUGUCAUGAUUUCAUAUUUCAUAAACCUUGGUGUCGGCCUCCACAUGGCGAGCAGCCCCAAUGUCUGGAGGAUUCCUUUUGGAUUCCAACUCGUUCUUGCAGGUAUAAUGUGCCUUGGUCUGUUCACUGUCAAGGAGUCUCCCCGUUGGCUUGCAUCCAAAGGUCAUGUUGCGGAAGGCAUCGCCAAUCUUGCUUACUUGCGGAGGGAGCCCCACGAUUCAGAUGAAGUACGGCGUGAAUUUGCUGAAAUUGAAGCUGCUAUUCGUGAAGAACAGGAGGCUCGUAAAGGCCUUGGAUUGAAAGAAGCCUUCUUCGGGAAGGGCAAUUUUGUCCGAUUUGUCAUUGCAUUUGUGAUCUUCUUCUUGCAGCAAUGGAGCGGACAAAAUUCUGUUGGGUAUUACGCACCUCAGAUCUUUAGCUCCAUUGGGUACUCUGGGGUGACCAAUUCUCUCUUGGCUUCUGGAAUCUACGGUAUCGUGAAAGUCAUUGCGACCACCCUUUUCGUGUUCUUCUUUGUCGAAAGUCUCGGUCGCAAAGCCUCGUUGUUCAUAUCCGCCAUGGGAAUGGGAAUCACGUUUUUCAUCAUCGGCGCUAUUUUGAAAACACAUCCUGUUGUCACGCCUCAGGCAGGCCAGUCUGCGCCUCCACCGUCACCGUCUUCAAAAGGUAUGGCUGCUAUGCUUUACAUCUACGUCUGCUUCUAUUCCAUGGGAUGGGGUCCCCUUCCGUGGGUUUAUGUCUCUGAUAUCUUCCCCACACGGACUCGCCAUUACGGAUUGGCCGUAGGUUCUGGUUCGCAAUGGCUAUGGAACUUCGUUGUGGCGAAGGUCACCCCAACGCUUGAGACUGAUCUAGGAUUCAAACUCUUCAUGAUGUUUGCUACAAUCAAUAUUGGCGGAAUGGCUGUCUUCUCCCUGUUCCUCCCCGAGACUAAAGGUCGUAGUCUAGAGGAGAUGGAUAUCAUUUUCGGUUCAGUCAGCGCAGAGUCCCGCGAAGCGUUCAUUGAACGUGCACUCGACCACAAGGAAAUAACAUCACGGCGGUCUAGUGACAAACAUAUAUAACUUCACUAUGCGGGCUUGCCCAUUACCAUUGCGGAUGAAUUGGAGAUAAAUAGUACAUAUAGCACAACCAUACCUUGCUUUCCGCGCUGACAUU